AUGUCCAUUACAGUGGCUCUGCUUGGGGCAGGUGUUUUUGCAACUAAGGAGCAUCUCCCAGCCCUUAGCUCAUGCCCAUCCUUCAAUCUGAAGGCAAUUUACUCGCGAUCGCAAAAGUCGGCAGAAAGCCUUGCGGCUGCGGCCGGCGAGAAUACCGAAGCUUACUUUGAUUCGCCAUCUGUUCCAUCUAAAUCACUUGAUGAUCUGUUGCAACGCAAAGAUAUUACUGCAGUGGUUAUCGCUGUAGCUAUAAAUGUAGCACCUGACCUUAUCAGGAAAGCACUGUCGGCGGGUAAACAUAUUUUAAGCGAGAAGCCGAUCGCUCCGGGCGUUCAGACAGCAUGCGAACUGAUGAGAUAUCAUCAGCAGCAUGCGAGAGGCGUUCUAUGGGGCGUGGCGGAGAAUUUUCGCUUUUGGCAGUCCGUUCAGAAGGCCGCGGAUAUGCUCAGGAACAUGGGUGGAAGCCUGGUGACGUUCUCAGUCACUGUUUAUUCAUUUACUGACCACAAAAAUCCAUUCUAUCACUCUCAAUGGCGCCAGAAACCUACUUUCCAGGGUGGUUACAUGCUGGAUAGUGGUGUUCAUUUUGUGGCGGUUCUACGGAUGUUGCUCGCCGCGCUCGGUCGUAAGAUAACAGCUGUCACCGCACACACAACAUCUUUACAGGAGGAUCUACCCCCCGUUGAUACUAUCCACGCCAUCUUAAGAACUGACAAUGGGCGUAGCGGUACUUAUAUUUCCUCCGUCGGGAUCGAAGCCAAGCGUGUCAUGGAGUUCGAGAUUGUGACAGACAGAGGCUCCUUCACCUAUCGUCCUUUCCAAAUGGAAAUACUGUCCAAGCAAGGCGGAGGAGGCAAGUGGGUGGAGACAUCAGAGCCAGCGCCGCUUAUCUGGGGAGUGAAAGAAGAGAUAGCGGCGUUUGCUGAGGGUAUUUCCACGGGCAAUCUAGAUCAAAGAUUGUCGUGCUCUGAGGCUCUGGAAGACUUGAGGGUCCUGGAAGCCAUGCUAAGCUCCGGCGAUGCACAAGGAAUGCCUGUAAUUACAUCCGAGGACACAUCUAAUCUACUUUCUUGA
This is a messenger RNA of Aspergillus welwitschiae, 1074 nucleotides long. Its product is annotated as Gfo/Idh/MocA family protein. The record is from RefSeq and is a predicted model, not a curated record. Gene Ontology annotation, molecular function: oxidoreductase activity; nucleotide binding. Lineage: Eukaryota; Fungi; Ascomycota; Eurotiomycetes; Eurotiales; Aspergillaceae. Gene Ontology annotation, biological process: NADPH regeneration. Gene Ontology annotation, cellular component: cytoplasm. The transcript has 3 exons. The coding region runs from base 1 to 1074 and encodes 357 amino acids.